AUGUAUAAACACCCUGCUCCCGAAGCUGCUCCUCUAAUUGAUGCGGCGACGAUAAAGGUGCCGCUGUACGACGAGUUGCAGGUGGUCUCGGGGAGCACGUUGAUUUCGCUCAAGUUGAAGAGCGGCGCAGCAGAGGUACGAGGCGAGCCAUUAGUUUUGGCUGAGACGUAUUUACUGUUGCCGUACUCGACGGUGACGUUGGCGGGUGCGUUUCCAGUGGGAUGUGAAUUGGCGGUAGCGGGCACGCCGCAGCAUGCGCGGUUGUUGUCGAAGCCGAAUCACACGCGGAACCUGCAGUUGUUAAACCUGUGUGAGAAGUUGAACAGCCACCGCGUGUGUGCGUACAAGCAGGGGGAACUGGGCCCGGUGGUUGCGGUCUGCAGCACCAGCGCCCUCUGCGAGCCGCGCCACCCGACGCAUCUUUGUGCGCCGACUGAGACGCCACAAAAGGCGGUCAUCAGUGCCGCCAAGAUCCUGCGCAACUACAGCUACCGCUCCGGCUGGCUGCCGCCGCUGCUCAAUCUUGACCGAACCGGCUGCCACAGCGACAUCGAGUUUCUGCAACAGGGCCCUCACAUUCUGCAAGCGCACCUCCCCGACAUCCCCUCCGAGGAGUCGCUGGACCUCGCAAAACUCCUCGAGACCUCCGCCUCCAGCGAACGGCUUGGGCACCUCGCCGACCUCCCGGCGAGCUCUUCGGAAACGCGCGCGCCGCGCGACGGCGAACAGGCCCGCGCGCGCGCAGUUAGCGUCCUCUCUUCCCUCGGACGCCGCGAAGCCGCCAACGGCCUGCCGGUGAGCGCUUUCAGCGGCGAACGCAGCGACGGCCGUCUUGUCGAGGGAAUCAGCCUCAGUCCCUGGGAGGUAGUCGCGAGACCACUGGGCGACAACGGAGACAUCGCCGUCGCCUGCUACUGUCCGCAGACGAGCCACGCCUGCAACUGCGUCCCGCCGCCUCCGCCACCUCCGCCAGGCCCCCCACCGCCGCCGGGGGCGUCGCUCUCGGAGACGCCGCGAUGCGCCAAACACGGCAGUGCACACACGUGUGCUGACUGUUCCUGUAGCGCGCCGAAGAGGUUGUUGGGCCUCGUUGACGCGUACAUGGAGCGCAAGCCGCGUGCGCGGGCGGCAGGCGCCAUUCUGGUGGUGGGGGACGUGGGCGCGGGUUUCCUUGCGGAGUUGCAGAAACUAGACUGCGUGGUACUCUGCAACGCCGACCCGCCGCCGAGCUGCGUACCCGUAAUCGACCCCGUGGCCGCGCUCCGGCGUCGGCUGGGCGCCGUGCCCGUCACGCUCCUGCCUCAUGCUAACGAAGGGCCCUACGUCCCGGACCCGCAGUUCUUGCGCCAGCAACGUCUGCGUCAGGUGUUUUGCAACCCUGACCCCGCCCUCGUUCUCCCCAAACUCGUCCGCGGCCGCGUCCAGAGCUACCUCCUUGAAGCCAAAGACCACUACCCCCUCAACUCCAUCAAUGACCUCCUCCCCUCCCGCCUUCUCUUCAGCCCACUCCCCCUUCACAAAUACGCACCGUACGACGUCCAGUUGUUCAACCAAAUCUUAGCCAGCCAUUCCAAAGAAGUCAUUACCGAUCUCGACGACUUUGCACGACGAAGAGUACCUACCAACCCCGUCAAGCAACGCACAUGGGCGGCCUCCAGUGGAGCACCUACGGGGGCACUCAGUGGAGCACCUACGGGGGCACUCAGUGGAGCACCUACGGGGGCACUCAGUGGAGCACCUACGGGGGCACUCCGUGGAGCACCUACGGGGGUGCUCAGUGGAGCACCUACGGGGGUACUCAGUGGAGCACCUACGGGGGUACUCAGUGGAGCACCUACGGGGGUACUCAGUGGAGCACCUACGGGGGUACUCAGUGGAGUGCCCAACGGAUUCGAUGUAAGGGAGACUGCUACUCCCCCAGCCGGUACCAUGGCUCCUUCGGGUGGCAGUGAGCUUGAUUCGAGUGGCCCGCCAGUGGUGCUCAACGGAUUCGUCCCGCACGCGAGAGAGUCAACUAUUCUCUCCAGUGCCUUCGUCAAAGGCGAGAAGGUUUUUUGCCGUCAGAACGUGGACGCCGGAAGUAGUCUUAUUCUGAUCAGCCGUACCACUUAA
Molecule: messenger RNA, 2112 nt
Organism: Gregarina niphandrodes
Lineage: Eukaryota; Apicomplexa; Conoidasida; Eugregarinorida; Gregarinidae
Exons: 2
Coding region: 1-2112 (703 amino acids)
Source: RefSeq, a predicted model, not a curated record